Messenger RNA from Dacryopinax primogenitus, 1164 nucleotides. RefSeq names its product tartrate dehydrogenase. The transcript has 6 exons. The record is from RefSeq and is a predicted model, not a curated record. NCBI's taxonomy places the organism in Eukaryota, Fungi, Basidiomycota, Dacrymycetes, Dacrymycetales, Dacrymycetaceae. Bases 1 to 1065 code for a protein of 354 amino acids. Gene Ontology annotation, molecular function: oxidoreductase activity, acting on the CH-OH group of donors, NAD or NADP as acceptor; NAD binding; magnesium ion binding.
AUGGUCAACGCGCACAAGAUCGCAUGCAUUCCCGGAGAUGGUAUCGGCAUAGAAGUUAUCGAGGCAAGCAUCAAGGUGCUUGAGGUGAUGCAGCCGCUGUUCGGUUUCAAGUUCGAGUACACAGACUUGCCUUGGAGCUCAGCCUAUUACAAGAAGAAUGGGAGAUACAUGCCACCUGAUGCUUUGGAGAUAUUGAAGGCGCAUGAUGCGAUCUUCUUUGGUGCUGUUGGUGCUCCUGACAUCCCCGAUCAUAUCAGCUUGUGGGAGUUACUGCUACCAAUUCGCCAGGGACUGCAGCUGGGCUCAAACGUUCGCCCUUCCAAGAUCUUCAAAGGUGUGAAGCCCCCUCUGGCCAACUGUGAAGUGGGAGACCUUAACUGGCUCAUCCUGCGUGAGAACUGCGAGGGCGAGUACUGCGGACAGGGCGGGCGCUCGCACACUGGCACACCGUAUGCGCUAGGCACGGAACUGGCAGUGUUCACCAGGUUUGGUAUUGAGAGACACAUGAGGUUCGCGUUUGAGCUUGCGAGGCAGAGGCCGAGGAAGAUGUUGACGCUCGUGACGAAGAGCAAUGCUAUGAGGCACGGCAUGGUCCUUUGGGACGAGGUGUUUUACGACGUGGCUAAAGACUUCCCUGACGUCAAGUGGGACAAGAUGCUUGUCGAUGCGGUGACGAUCCGAAUGGUGCAGAAGCCGAAGUCGUUGGACGUCAUCCUCUGCACCAACCUGCACGGUGAUAUUCUUUCAGACCUUGCGGCUGCACUCAGCGGGUCGAUCGGGAUCGCUCCCAGUGCGAACGUUGAUCCCGAGAGGAAAGCGCCCGGCCUGUUUGAGCCUGUGCAUGGAGCUGCGUUCGAUAUUAUGGGGAAGGGCAUCGCAAACCCCAUUGCGACCUUCUGGUCUGCUGCUGAGAUGCUUCGCUGGCUGGGUGAGGAGAAGGCGGCCGAUGGCCUCAUGUCGGCCAUCGAGCAUGUCCUCGAGCAUGGUCCACUCACGGGAGAUCUUGGUGGCAAGGCGAACACUGAACAGGUCACUCAAGCGAUCAUCAGCGCGCUGAAGCAGUAGGUUGCCCCUUGCUCAAAUUUGUAGACACGAAUGAGGGCAUUGUGGAGAAAUAGUUGAUUGUACGUAACAAAAUAAGGAAAAGGAAUUAAUGUUCGCUAA